GGGAGCGGGUUCAGUACGUCUAGUAUACAGGAUAGUGGCACUCGUGGGUACUCACAGAAGCACAGGGGCGAUUUCUAUCACCGUUUAGCACCACUAAAGGUGCGACAUUUAUUCCGGGCACGUACCUGACAGCGGACUGUCCUGAAGCCCCACGGAAUCUCGCGCUCUAGUAGAGUGAGAGAGAAAGAGAGUAGCGCGCGCUGAACGGACCGCAGUGGAAUGUAGCGGGGAUUCCCGGCGCGCGGGGCAAGAUCAAUACCUUAUUACACUUCAGAAGGACAAGUCAUACCCCUGUUCCACCAAAAUGAUGCCAGCGCUCGGUUGGUUGCAUCUGUGAAUCUCUCUUAGUCCCAGCCUGUGUUUGCUCUUCAAUGAGUGACGAUGACGUAACUGACUAUGAUACUACUAGAUCUGUCAAUCAUUCAUCAACGCCCCAAGAAAACACCUGAAUAGGUGGAUCAUGGCCAGUGGGAGUGGCUGGCGUUACUAUGCCUGAAGGCACGUGGCGAUGGUGUCCAUGGAGACAGAUGGCAGCUUCACUGGGGGCCACGGUUUGUCCCUCUUACAGGCUGAAGAUAGCGUGGGGGCCGGACUCGCUCAGCAGGAGGGGACGUGGCUCGGCUUCCGGGCUACAGUGAGUGCUGUGCUGCUGCUGGAGCUGCUCCUGGGAGUGGGUGGCAAUCUGACCGUGCUGGUGUUAUACUGUGGUCACUGCAGCCUGUUGGAGUCCGUCAGCCAUGCCGUCACGCUUAGCCUGCACACCCUUGACCUGCUGCUCUGUCUCCUCUGCCUGCCGAUCACUGCCACACUCCUCAUUCUGGGCGGAGCCUCGGUUCCUCACCACGCCCUUCUCUGCUGUCUCCACGAAUCGGCAGCCAGCUUCGCCAGCGUGGGCACCGCACUUAACCUGCUGCUCAUCAGCUUAGAUCGUUAUGACAUCAGCGUCCGGCCAGCCAAUCGCCUGCUGACGCCUCGAAGGGCCACCAUUUUACUUGUUGGAGUAUGGGCGGUUUCUUUAGCUGUGCCCCUCCUACCGUUCGUGGAGGCGGGGUUUGUUUCAGGGCAAGGCGAGGGGGUGUUUGUGCACUCCAAUAGCACUGUGCUUUGUUCAGAGUGGGGAGGAACUCUACAGGCUCAUCUGUUGCUACAGGUUCCCGUGUUCCUGUGCUCUCUCGCUGUGAUGCUGUUUACAUACUCGCGAAUUCUUCAGGCACUGCGCAUCCGUAUCGGCCGCACGCCCAGGCCCCAUCGAGACAGCAAACGGCCUGUGCAUCGCCUUUGGUUACGCCGUAAAAAGUCAACGAGGUCGCCGGAUCACACGACGAGAAACACACCCACCUCCCCACCGCCGCUUUCGACCGGCCCACUUAUCGCCUCAGAUACAGUUACAACAGUAACCAUCAACACUGAGACGAACACUCCCUCGCUCACCACACCACUUAGCCCCACCCCUACUGUAUCCGUGAUAACCUCACCUUUAAGCCCCACCCCCACUGCUUCAAUGGUAGUCACGCCUUUGAGUCCCGCCCCAUCUGUAUCCGUCAUAACUGGCCCUCACCUCCCCACCCCUGCUACAUCAUCAAUGGCCACGCCUUUGAGCUCCAUGCCCACUGUAUCCACAGUAACCACUCAACUAAGCCCUGCCCCCGUUCAGGGUCCGCCCAGCAUGGGCGUGGGAGCGUCAGUAUCGGCCAUUUUGGCUCUGCGUCGAGCGGUUCGGCGCCACCGAGAUCGGCGGGAACGCCAAAGGCGUGUCUUUCGCAUGUCCGUCAUCAUCAUCCUCUCAUUUCUGCUAUGCUGGGCACCUCUCUCCAUCAUGCCCCUUCUCAUGCUGGCUAUCGGGCCCUCUGAUUGGCUAGAGCGUCUGAGACUCUGCUUCCUGGUGCUUGCUUAUUGGACGGUAGUGCUACAUCCGCUGCUGUACGCAUUCACGCGGCAAAAACUGCGCAAAGUUCUGCAUACCCGUCUGCGCAGGCUGCGGCCGCAAAACACACAGACUCGCAUUCGCGCUAAUACCAAGAUCCGCCGCAAGCACAGGGGAGAUUGCAGCGAUGCUACUGACCGCUGCCUGACAGAGGCUGUUAGAGAGUGAGUGUUUGUGUGUCUGUGACUUAUAACUAGGCUCAUACGGAAUCUGAGUGCACAUUCACUUGUCUGUCAUUUUCUUGUUUGUUUAUUAAAGCUGCAGUCCGUAACUUUUUUUGGUUAAAAAUGAUACGAAAUCAAUAUUUGAGCAAGCACAUAACCAGCCAGUGUUCAAAACUAUCACCUUACUUUAGCCCAAUUCACAACGGUUAGCUUAUAAUAAUGUUUUCUAAUUUGAGUGGUACGGGUAAUUUGAGCAUGGUACUGCGUCAUUAUGUCACGUCUGUAAACAUAAAGAAGUUGUCCAGGCUAGUAGGCUAAAGCACGUGAGGAAACUGCAGGUGGCGGAUCGUUUAGCCUUUUCUCACAGCAGUUAGAAUAAUUAAAUGUAUCAUGUUGAUGGCGGAUUUUAAUCCAGAAAGGAUUAUGUGUUUAUGAAACACAUGUGAAUUAAAUUAAAUUAUAUUCCAGUUUUAAAUGUGCUUCUGAUUACAGAUAGCCUGGGAUUACACAAGAUUUGUAUUUUAAAGACAACCAGUUCGAAAGGGAGCAUAAUUAGCUUUUUGGGUUAAAAGAAUUUCUUAAUAUGAAAUUCGAAUGGCAAUUAGAUAUUAGUCUGUACAGAAAUUGAAAUCUACACGCUAAUGCACACUAUACUCAUAGUCACACAAUGCUGAUGUUGUUAGCAUUAAUAAUUUGAGAAUAAAGUAUAACAAUAAUAAUAAUUAGCACGGUUUGAUGUGAUAUGAGCUAACCGAUCAUUAGAUUUAAUCACCAUUGGUAGCACGAUUUAUUGUAAUGCUUUUUUCCUCAGUUGGUCAGAACAAACGUGGCAGACUUGUUACUUACUUGUUCAGAUGGCAAUAUACGGUGAAAAUUUUUAUUUGGGUCAUAUAUUCCAAGACGUAGGCUAGAAUCUGUGAUUGCGAAGUACAGUAAACAUCCACACCGGUGUGGUGACUGACAGCAGCACAUUCACCUCAAAACAUUAGAUUCAUCCGUGCCGGAGCACAGCCCACGCAAGGAAGAUAAUUCCACAGCAGCUGCAAUUCCAGAUUUUCAAACAGAGAUGGCGACAAAGAGGCAAAACUUAUUUAAAUAUUUUGGAUAAUUUAAUUAUGCUUUCAGCUGCUAAUAUGAGUAUGUUCAGCUCCAUUUAACAUAUUUCAUUCAUAUUUACAUGUUUAAAUCCAAGGCCGUAACCAUAUUUUAAACAUUUGUAAGAGACUUAAGGGAAUAAAGAAAAAGAAAGAAGAACUAGAAUUUAUUGUAAAGUAAUCUGUUUGAAGUAUUUGCAAAAAAUAUUUUCUUUUUUUAUUAAUAGGCACACAAUCACUUAAGGCCCAGGUACAGAAAGGCACACAAGCCUUUCAACAGAUAAACACCAUCUUUUCAAGCGUUCAAAUAAUGCACAUAUGCGCUGUUGUUUACACACAAAUCCGUGCGGACACAAAAAUCGGGACAUCAGCGGACAAUGCUGAUGGCGAAAAUUGUGGAAAUCCCAAAUGGUCUCAUGGAAAAAUGAGGUGAAUUCAUUCAAUGUGAUUCGCAUGAAAAUGUAUGAUUUUCAGAAAAAAAGGAAGGAUGAAUGCGCACCCCUAAAAAACUAUGAAUGAGUACAAAACUUACAAAUUCGCCACUAAUUUGCCAAAAUGAGAAAUAGAUACAAAUUUCCAUGAAAUUUUGUUUCAAAUACGCUAAAAUAUACUUUAGGCUAAAUCGUCUGCCUAAUAUACUGAAAACUUCAUAUUCUUUCCCCUCUAAAACUGAAGCAUUGUGCUGGAAUUUGCAUUUGUCUUCCGUUAACAAUACAGCCUUCUUUUAUUUGAUUGGCCAUCUCAAUUAUUUUGACAUUGACGUGCGCCGUUAGUCCGCUGAGGCAGACUAGUCUAAAAAUGUAACUUUUUGUCAUCCUACCAACAAACCGAGGAGUGUGUAAUGGAGCACAGCAAAACAGCAUCAAGGAUAUCAAAUACUGUGUUUGGCAAUUUGGCCAUAUCUGAUUAUCUGUGGUAUUUCUCAGAUUUCCCCCACAAAUCUGUGCAGAUAAUGUCAAAGAAAAAGAGAAAGUCAGCAGAUUCCGCCUGGGCCUAUUUAUGACUGUAGGUAAAAGGUGUGUGCAGGAAGCCAUUAAUGUGUUAGAUAUGUUAGAUGAUAUGUGUGACAAACUCACCUCUAUAAAGGAAAUUAAAAGAUGUCGGUAGGUCUCUAUUGUCCACGAGUGUGUAGUAUCAUUGGCAACUAAUCAGCACAGGGUUUCGAAAGCACACUAAACUCUGAGGUCAACAGGGCACUGUCUAAUUAACCAGUAGAGCACAAAUAUUCCCAUGGUGCUAGGGGAAAAGAGCGAGAUUGAGAGAGUGUACCUACAGGUGUGAGUCUGCCAGAGGCCAUGUGCAAUAAAUUCCAAAUCCAGGUUAUGCAUCGCAUAAUUUCCAUAUAAAUUAAUCCCAAUUUAUUGGCAUUCAUUGUGUGGUGUAAAAAGUAACCGUCUAUCCACCAGUACACAUACAUGUGCACAUAUUUUACAUUGUCCUUCUCACUGAUAGUCUAGAGGGCAAUAGAUUUAUCAUUGUGUUUAUUAAUUUAUAUGAUCAGGGAUGUAAAUAGUCACUAAUAUUUCUGUGGUUUGAAACUGCAGCCAAUUUGAAUUCGGCUCUACCAAGGGCAUGCAUACUGGUUCGAUCAGUUGACAAAACAACUUUUACAAAGUCGAAAUUUAUUUAUUUGAUUUGUGUCCUGUAUAUGUAUAUCUUGUCAGUGCUGUAUAUUAUUUCAGUUUCAGAUGGGUAUUGUAUUACUUUACAAUAGAG
Onychostoma macrolepis is the source of this 4898-nucleotide messenger RNA. RefSeq names its product G-protein coupled receptor 22. NCBI's taxonomy places the organism in Eukaryota, Metazoa, Chordata, Actinopteri, Cypriniformes, Cyprinidae. The record is from RefSeq and is a predicted model, not a curated record. Gene Ontology annotation, biological process: G protein-coupled receptor signaling pathway. Gene Ontology annotation, molecular function: peptide binding; G protein-coupled receptor activity. The transcript has 3 exons. The coding region runs from base 509 to 2092 and encodes 527 amino acids. Gene Ontology annotation, cellular component: membrane.